Zingiber officinale is the source of this 1878-nucleotide messenger RNA. RefSeq lists its product as uncharacterized. Lineage: Eukaryota; Viridiplantae; Streptophyta; Magnoliopsida; Zingiberales; Zingiberaceae. The transcript has 2 exons. Gene Ontology annotation, molecular function: zinc ion binding. The record is from RefSeq and is a predicted model, not a curated record. The coding region runs from base 1 to 1878 and encodes 625 amino acids.
AUGGAUGAUGACUCUCCUGAUGAUGGUGAUUGUGAUACUCAUCUUAAUCGUGGUGAGAUUCCACCAUAUGAUGAAAGGGUGAUGCACUUCAUGAAUGAUAUAGGGGAGGAAAAUGACGAUGACAAUGUUGAUCGAGAAGAUAAUGUUCAUAUUGGUAUUUGGAGUGAAUCAAAAAAUCAAAUUCGGCUAGGAAUGUUAUUUGACAGCAAGUCUCAAUUGCGGAAAGUCGUGACAUUAUGGUCUAUCAGUCAGAAUCGGGAGUUUAAGGUAGUUGAAAGAAGAAUCAAUACAUGGGUUGCAAAAUGCAAAGUGGUGCCGUCAGACAUAGAUUCUAACAGUGGGCCUGAGAAUUACAGGUCAUCGUGUCUUUGGUGUAUUCGUGCAGUUCAUAAGAAGACAUAUAAGAUGUGGCAAAUCACUCGAUGGGUGAAUAUGCACAAUUAUCUUGGCUCCAUCAGUGGCAAUAAUAAUAGAAAUUUGACUUCAGCUAUUAUUGCGUCUCACAUUAUCCAUCAAAUUGAGGUGAACCCUGAAUAUCCUGUAAAAAAUGUCCAGACAGAUAUUAAACAUUCAUUGCAUGUUGAUGUUUCAUACAAGAAGUGGCAUCAUCACCCAAGUAGCACUGAAAAUGUGAAAGUCUUCAAAUAUAUAUUUUGGGCAUUUGGACUAGCAAUUGAUGCAUUCUAUAUGUGUAGGUCGGUUAUCAGUGUUAAUGGUACACAUUUGCGAGGGGCUUAUAAGGGAAAGAUGCUUAUAGCUGUUUCUAAGGAUGCAAACAAUCAUAUAUUACCUGUUGCUUAUGCUAUAGUAGAUGAGGAGACUAUGGCUAGUUGGUGUUGGUUUUUUGAACAAUUUAGGUAUUAUGUGGCACAAGGUAAACAAUUAUGUGUUAUUUCUGAUAGACACCAUGGUAUUAUUCAUGCUAUGUCAAAUUUAGAGGAAUGGAAGGAACCAAUUGCAUAUCAUAGAUUUUGCCUUCGACAUGUUCGAAGUAAUUUCAUGACAAAGUUUAAGAAUAUCACUUUGAAACAUUAUUGUUGGGCUAUUGACAGUACUACUCCAAGACGGGAAUUCAACAGAUUUAAGAGACAGAUUAUGGCACUUGAUCCAGCGGCAUGGCAGUAUUUGAGAGAUAUUGGCAUAAGGCAGUGGAGUCUUGCUUACGAUGGUAACCAUCGAUGGGGAUGUCUCACAACAAACACUUCUGAGAGUUUGAACAAUGUUUUGCGAGGGGCUAGAUUGUUGCCAAUUAAGGCAUGUAUUGAUCUGUCAUUUCAUAGAACUGUUAAACUUUUUCAAAGGUAUAAACAGGUAGUCCAUCAUUGUAAUACAACCCUCUUGCCACAUCAUUGGAGCAAAUUCAUGGAGGCUGAAAGACAUGCACAAGGACAUCACAUUGAUGAGUUUAACUAUACAGAUGGAGUGUACAAGAUUGUAACAACAAGACAAUUGAAUGGUAAAGGUGGUCAUGUACACACGGUUCCUUACUAUGAAAAAGAUUGCACAUGUGGAAAGUGGCAGAUGCAUAGAUUUCCAUGUUCACAUGCAAUUGCUGUUUGCCGACAUAGAGGGGAUAAUGCUAUUGACCUUGUGGACGAAGUUCACACCACAAAGACUUACAUGGCACAAUAUUCUGGCAAGUUUUAUCCUAUUCAUCAUAAGGAUUAUUGGACAAAUCCAGGUUGGGAGAUUCAAGCAGAUUACUCAAUAUUGAUCAAUCAUGGGCCGGGUCGGAGACGUGAAAGUCGAAUACAAAAUGAGAUGGAUCUGAGGCACCCUGAUGAACCUCGUAGAUGUGGAAGAUGCCACCAAACUGGCCACAACAAGAGAAAUUGUCAAAAUACACACCUCAGGGUUGAUAAUGAAGUUGAUAGUUGA